Nomia melanderi (Alkali bee) is the source of this 3406-nucleotide messenger RNA. RefSeq names its product leucine-rich repeat domain-containing glycoprotein 150 (gene Gp150). Gene Ontology annotation, cellular component: extracellular matrix. Lineage: Eukaryota; Metazoa; Arthropoda; Insecta; Hymenoptera; Halictidae. Gene Ontology annotation, molecular function: protein binding. The record is from RefSeq and is a predicted model, not a curated record.
AUGGCUGCGCCGACCCUGGGCCCCACUCGCCCCCUUCCUGCUGCGCGUCACUCGCCGCCUGACUCGAGACAACAGGCUACAUAGUUCAGAAAUUCGUCGGCCGUAAGCACGAAACCGAUUUCCAGGCGUUAUCUCUCGUGGCUGCUUUCAUCGUAAUUACGUCGCGUACUAGUGCACGGGAACGUUAGUGUACCGAUACCUCGUGGAGUACCAAUUCGCCGGGGAAGCGAGAUCAGGAGGCAAAAUGAAGGUCCUAGCAGCUGUGCUGCUGACCGUCCUCUCAGCUGGAAUCGUUGCUCCGACUGUGACCUCAUCAGGGAACGUUACUGCGAACAGUGCCGAAGAGUCAUUCAAAUCAAUAGCUUUGCACAAUGAUUCCAUGCACACCAUCCCUGUGUCGGAUAAAUCUGCUUCCAUAUCGCACACGACUAUUGUAAGAAAUAAACCAACGCCACGUGCUAGUCAGAGAACAAUAGCGAAAACAACAUCGAAAUACGAUGACGACUCUGCUGAGCAAAGGUUUUUGAGGGAAGGGGAAGAAAUCCUGCAUGCAAAGGCCUUGAUUUUAGAAGAAAUCCGAACUUUAGACGAAGAAACUAAGGCAAACAAAACAGUAGAAGAACCCAUCAAAAAAUCGAAAGUGGACGGUCGAAGAAUUAGAAUAUCUUUCUCGCCGCCUACUGCGAAAUCGACCACUGCGAAAAACAGUGAUGAAAAAGGUAACAUUACGGAAAGUAGUGUUAUCAAGAAAUUAUUUGAGGCUGAGGAUGCAUCUUAUGAUGAUAUGAGCGAGGAAGAAGAAGAUGAAAACGAUGAAUACGACGAAGACGAGGAAGAAGCUAUGGAACUUGACGACGAGGAGCAAGUGCUGACAGGGUGUCCCGAUUACUGCAAAUGCGCUGGAGAAUACGCAUCUGCAACAACCGCAACAUGCACUAAGCUUGUGGAUGAACAAGAGUUUGGCACAAGUGUCGCUCAUUUGCGUGUCGAAAAUGCGGGAUCGAUUACUCUUGGCCCUCAUGCACUGCGAUCUCGAGGUCUUCAACACUUAGAGUCCUUUAUGGUCACCGAUACAAAAAUCGUCGAGUUGAAUCAGACCGCGUUCGAUGGCGUGACGUAUUUGUUCUCUGUGAAUCUAACGCGCAACGACCUACAAGAGAUACCAUCGAAUAUAUUCCAAAAUAACACGCAGCUCACAUUGCUCUCCAUUACUCGAAAUCCAUUGAAGCAUACUCAAGAUUCGAAAUCGUCGAAACACGGCCUGUUCGACGCUCCAUCCGUUACCGAAUUCGACUAUUCUUACAACGGUUUGACGAAACUCAAACGUAACGCAUUUGUGAAAAUGUCGAACCUGAUUUAUAUUAAUCUGAAAAAUAACAAGCUGAAGGAAAUUGAUAGCGUGACUUUCAAUAGCCUGGAAUCGCUCAUGGAAGUAGAUCUCUCGAACAACUUGUUGAACGAGAUACCUCGUGACCUAUUUUACAAAAAAGGAGUGCAGACAUUGCGCAUUGCUGGAAAUAAUUUGACAACAUUGGCCACUAUACGUGCAUCGGAACUGAGAAUACUGGAUGCGUCUAACAAUAAAAUUAGAAUAAUAGCACGUGAUGACCUUUCCGCUAUGCCAUUAUUGGAGCAACUAACGCUUAGUUCGAACAAUAUUAAGAGGAUUUAUCCGUCCGCUUUCGCUGGCCUCGAUUUCCUUGCCUAUCUCGACAUUAGCGAUAACGAAUUAACUUCUUUGACGGAACAUCAUUUGCUAGAAAAUUCAAGAUUGCAAGUUGUGUUGCUGAAUAAUAAUCCUGGUUUAGGAAGCUUGCCAGUAUUUAAAACCAGAGCAUCAUAUGAGGGUUUCAGUGUCUAUCGUUUCGAAGCUGCAAACUGUGGUUUACGUGAACUUCAUGAGGACACAUUCAAACAUAUGCCUGCAAUCACGAGAUUGAACCUCUCUAAAAAUACUCUAACUGGCUUACCAAAGGGACUUGUGGGUAGUCUUGCUGCUUUGAGAAUUCUUGAUCUUUCCGACAAUAUGAUCAAUACUUUAGAGAACGACAUGUUCAACGGCGCGAAGGACUUGGUUAAGAUCAGUCUCGCUGGCAAUCCUUUGGUAACAUUACAAGUAACACCGUUCUUAGGGGCUCCUAGUCUUAGCAAGAUCGAUGCUAGCAGAUGCGCUUUGGAGAGAGUUUGGAGCGAGGCCAGAGUCCCGCUAACCAGUUUGAAAUUCUUGUUAGUUCGCGAUAACCUUCUGCGCCGAAUCACGGUAGAGGAAUUGAAAGCAACACCGAAUAUUGUUGGUAUAAAUUUGUCGCACAAUCCUUUGGACUGCGAUGACGAAUUUAAUGCUGCAAUACAAUGGCUCACAAAUCGUGGAGUUUCACCAAUGGAACCCUUCAGAUAUCUUAAUAAUUAUGGCAACGGCGAUAACUAUCAAGAUUCUGAUGGUAUCAGCCAAUGGACAGAUCUGGCGAAAGUAGUCUGCCAGGAUGUUGACGAUGGACCACCAGACAGGCAAAUCAUAAGCAAGAAAAAGACACUGGUAAAUAGACUCGAUGAACUUGAUUCAUCAAAAGACUCCGAUGCCCUUUUCAGCAAUGGUUUCGAAGGCGAUGAGGAUCUGCUCAAGCUACAAAUCGACCAUGGCGUGAACUCCGAUGCGGAAUUGGAAAAAUACUGGAAAAAUGUCCAGACUACUCAAGAUCAAGAAUACGAAGAUUUCGUAGCUUCAGAAAACACCGAGUACCGUCCAUGGUACGCCAGUGCUCUUUGGCCUGUGGCGAUGAUAGUCAUCAUAACGGUGAUGUGUGUCUUCCUUGGGGUGCAUAUCGCGUUCUACUUGGCGAAACGACGAGGUGGAGGUCCUGUCCUUAGGCCACCAAUGAUCCUGCGUCCAGGAUUGAUCGAUAACAAGAAUUGUGGAUUGGUUUACAAGCCUCUUCAAGAGGAAAUCGCUACGCCGCACAUGCCGAAACGAGGAAGCUUUUAUUCCAGUAGCACAUUCCACUACGAUAAGAUCGUGCCAGAGAGUGUUUAAAGAUUACCAACAUAAUUACCAAUCAGUUGAUGCGAUUCGAGUUAAUUAGAUCAUGGAUAGGUGAAUGAAGAAUAUUUUGUACAAAUCUAAUUGGCAGGAUACAUUACUGUUCAAACGUUUGGGGUUGUUCCCUAUGUAAUCAAAAACAAGUCGGAAAUGAAUAAAUAAAAUAUAUUUGCGAAUUAGGAAUUUGUAAAUGGUUUCGAGAAUACUUUUCUUUGAAUACUGUGGAAAUUGCAAUAGGACGCAAGAUCAAGUAACGACUUUAAACUUUUGAGCAGUGUGUUGUCAAUUGGCGUGCCAUGCACGAAGAUAUUAUGUAACUUGCAGCAGUGAGUUUUUCUUAAUAAAACGAAAAAUUGAUUGAAAAAUAUC